Drosophila yakuba is the source of this 6272-nucleotide messenger RNA. RefSeq lists its product as uncharacterized. The transcript is spliced from 2 exons. The coding region runs from base 3513 to 4724 and encodes 403 amino acids. Lineage: Eukaryota; Metazoa; Arthropoda; Insecta; Diptera; Drosophilidae. The record is from RefSeq and is a predicted model, not a curated record.
GUGUUCAAAAUAUAAUAAUUUCAAAAAAUGAUUUAUUAUAUUUUAUAAAUAUUUUAUUAAGUCGUUUAUAUAAAUUUGAAAAAUGCCUCGUUUAAAUAGACCCACUUGUUCUCAACGUGCAAGAAGGCAAAUGUUGAGAAAUAGGAUAAAUAGGGAAAAUGAAGGAUAUGCAGAGGUGGAGAGAGUGGCAAAUAAAGUAUCUCAGCGUAGGCGUAGGUAAGACUCGUUAGUCAGGAAUGCAGAACAGGGCGUCCAUACAGUGUCGCGAAGGCUGAGACGCUUGAAUCGUCCUGUUCGUGCGAUUGAGCAAGAAUCUAACUCUCAGUUUCGUUCUCAAAGGCGUCUAGAACAAUGCAAUUCGCGCAAUUGAGCAAGUAGCCGUUUCUCGACGUCGUUCUGAACGGCGACAAAAUAGCGAGAAUCGAGCUGUGGAGCUGGUUCAAAAUACAGCUGAGCAUAGGGAAAGGCGCUUGGAUCCUGCCGUUCGCGUAGUUGAGCAAGCAGCCGAUACUCGACGUCGUUCUGAAAGGCGACAAAAUAGCGAGAUUAGGGUUAUGGAGCAGGAACAAAACACUGCCAACCGUAGAAGAAGGCGCUUGGAUACCGUGUAUCGCGCGGGUGAGCAAGAAGCAAUUACCCUGCGUCGAGCACUGGCAUUAAUUUUGAUACUAUAAACAAAAUUAUGUUUCUGCAUUCAGUAAUUGAUAAAUACAUGUCUUUCUAUUUUUCUGUCUUGUGUUAAAAGCAAGACAAAAACGAAAAAAACAAAUGCGAAAUAAAUUUUACGUCGCCAAUGCGGCGCACAGUUAACCGUUUCGGUUAUUCCGAGUACUCGGUCGCGAGUACUCAUUCGUGCAUUGCCUCGCCGUUCGGUUAUAGUAAAUUUUUUACUCAUGCCUUUACCAAAUUUGCCAAAUCCGUUUUACUCAAUGUCUCACUCAUUCAGUCAGAACUUUGAGUGAGAGUACCACUUUGACUGUAUUCAUGCAGACGUCUGUUGGAUACCGUGUAUCGUGCGGGUGAGCAAGAAGCAAUUACCCUGCGUCGAGCACUGGAUACACAGGAACGCUUAUUAAAAAGAGAGCGUGAUAGGGCUAACAGAGCUAGGGCUAGGGCCGGUAGGGAUCGCAGGGCAGUCGAGCAGGCGAGAAAUACGCUUGCUCGACGAAGUGCACGAUUAACUGCUCGACAAGCAACGAUCGAUGCAAUUAGAAAUAUAAGUCAAAGAGUUAGUCAAAGCCUUAGUGCUAAUAGGGUAGCAGAAAAUCUUCGGAAUGCACUUCGAAGUCAGGAGAUUAGAGUUGGUAUAGCUCAGGAUAAUAGGACUAUUAGAAUCAAACCUAUUGAAAUAGAAGCUCACAUAGCUACAUUCAAUAGGAAUCUUAAGCUUGGCCCAGAUCAGAUUUGCUUUUGUUGCAAAGGAUUGUGGUUCCCCAAGCAAAUAAGUAAGCUUUCUAGGUCUUAUUUGGAAGAACAUUGCGAGUUCAGGGAAGAGAUAUACCAAAAUGCAAGACAUCUUGCUUUCACUGGUAAUCUUUUCAAGUUUUGCAAAACUUGUCACAGCAACAUUAAAACCGACCGAAAGCCCAAAGGGGACAUUUCAAAUGGCUUAGAUUUCCCAGAAAUUCAUAACUCUUUGAGGGGCCUAACUCCCUUGGAAGAACGACUGAUUUCACCUCGCCUUUCAUUUAUGAUUAUAAAGUCAAUAGGUCAUGAGCGUCAAAGUGCUAUUAAAGGAGCAUUUGUCAAUGUCCCUAUUCCAGUAAGCAACAUCGUGACGUCUCUUCCACGAGCUUUCAAUGAGGCUGAGGUAAUUCAAAUCCACCUCAAACGAAGAAUGGAAUAUGGACGUGAUUUCAUGGCAGAAACCAUACGGCCUGCCAAAAUUGCUGACGCUAUUAGGUAUUUAGUUAAUACAAGCACAAUGUGUCAGUUAACUCGGAGGCGCGUAAUUCUGAUCAGAAUACAGAAAGCGAAGAACUAAAUCCUGGAGGACAAGAAACUUUGCUUGAGAAUAACCAGACACAUACUGUAGGAAUGGCGAGAAUUACAAUAGCUCCAGGUGAGUGGAACCAAGUUCAAAUUGCUUCACAGGCGACCGUAUAUGUGUACAUCAAUCUCUGAUAAGGCACCGGGAUCGCUUGUGCGGGACAAUUUACAACAAUUAUACCAACAAGUUGCUGCGUGUGAUGACCGUAUAUGUGUACAUCAAUCGCUGAUAAGGCACCGGGAUCAUCCAUACACCCCAACUCAUAAAAUGAUACCAAUUAAAAAAAAAGAAAAAUUUGACAUAUCAAACUGCUGUGCGUGGUGACCGUUUGUUUGUGGUUGGUAUGCUUUUUUGGUUAUUUCACCAAAAUAGUAAUUUCAUUACUAUGGUAAUAUUGCAUCAGCCUAUCUUUGCAUUGCGAAUGGUUGUUGUAAUUCUGUAGUUCUGAGAACAACUGUUUUGCGCGGCGAUAGGCUGGCGCCGCUGUCGCUGACUGCGAGUUGUUAUAAAAAAAAGAAGUGGUAAAGAGCUAGAUCAGUCGAAUAUUAGACUUCAUUGUGACCAGAACUCGCUGCGCAAGAAGUGAAUAUAUACAUCAGUCGGCGCCAAGGCAACGGGAUCCUCCGCUCAGUGAUUUAAAAUAAAUAAAUAUGAGUUGUGUGAUUAACGACCGAAUAUGUGUACAACAAUCGUUGUUAAGGCACCGGGAUCGUUUUUAUUUAUCAAUUUACAUGAACGCAAAUUUAUUUUACAAAUAAAAAAAAAAAAAAGUAAUAAUAAUAAAACCUGGACAAUUAUUAUUCAUAAUAAUAAAAAAAAAUAAAAUAAUAAAUAAAAAUAAAUAUAUACACAGUGAUACAGUUUCAUUCGGCAAAUCCAGUAAGCAUGUAGUAUGUGUUUGUGUUGCGCCGCUUGUAAAAUCCUUGCGACGUCGGCGCAUCCUGUGAAAAGAACAACUUCGAAAAAAAAAAAAACAAAAACAAGAAAAAUAACAGAAAACAACAAAACAAUCCACAAACAGCUUAACGUCUUUUGUUGUCACAUGUUCUUUAACCUCUAAAUUAUACUCUAUUGAAUACUUAUUUAAUUUAUGCAUUACAGUUAAAGUCGAAAACAUAAAAAAAAUGAAAACUAUAAAGGUGGAAGUAAGCACAGCAGCACUACACGAAUGACAUACAAUCAACACUAAGCACCGGGAAACAAGGAAAAGAGGAAACUGCGUAACAGACACACACAUACAGGUUCUCUUUUAUUUUUGAAGGAAUAAACAUAGAUACAUAUACAUAGUACCACAAAAUAUAAUACAAUAUAUUACUACAUUAACAUACAAACGAAACCAAUACAAACCAAAGAAACACCCAAAAUUUUCCCUAUACAAAAAAAUAAAAAGAGAACAAAAAACACAUACAUAUUAUUAAUAUACCUAUUUAUACUAUUACUACAUAAUUCCUACAUUUCUUACAUUAUUACUAUUUUAUAUACACAUGUACAUUACUUGCAAACAAAAAUACAAUACACGUAAAUGUUAAGGAAAAAAGUCAACACCGGUAACACAGUUAGGGGCAGAUUAGGGUUAAGGAGCGGAUCAGGUCUAUCUGAGAUAAGGGAAGCGACAGGAACAAAAGAGAAAGACCAGUCGGUUCCAUCCCAAAACAAUAAUCCCACCAACGCUAUGGAUUCCGGUAACGCAUCAGGGCCACUAAGUCCCACCGUUAGCAAUUCUUCAAUAAACACAAACCUUAAUUUACAACAACUACUAACCCUUGUACAUCAACUACCAACUUACGAAGGACCACCUGACAAUCUCCUUUUGUUAGCCUCAUCAGUGGACCAAGCAACAUGCGGACAGUACUUACUUGGAACUAUCCGUGACAAAAUUAAAGGCAGGGCACACGAAGCGCUGAAUGUCUGCGAUGUACUCCUUAGUUGGGAUGACAUCAAAGCAAACCUCAAGCGACUAUACUCUAGCAAGAAAGCAGAAGAAAUGCUUGUUAGAGAGCUACACAAUUUUCCGGACGGACUCACUAUGGGGAAAUUAUAUUACUCAACCGCAAAAAUAAGAAGCGAACUAAUGUCUCUCGCCAGAGAAGCAGACCCUAGUGGACAGUCUCUCGCGGCCAAACGUGACCAAUACGACAGAUUCUGCCUAAAUGCAUUUUUAGUUGGAUUAAAGGACUCACUUAGGUUAGCCAUUAGGUAUCAAAGGCCAGAGACAAUCGAGAAAGCAUACGAGUACGGACAGAUCGAAUUAAACUUCUCUAGAAGCCUGAACAAACACCAAGAAAACCGACCACGCGACAGCCCAACAUACAGAAAUCAACCAUACGCGAAAGGACAACCAACUAAUAGUGACUACAACAGUCGCUACAUACCACGACAACAGAACUAUAAUAACGGCAACAACGCUCGUCAUGAUAACACCCGACAUGAUAACACCAACAAUGAUAAUAAUAGCCGCUUUAUGCAGAGACAACAAAAUUUUAACAACAAUAAUAAUAGACGCUUCACACGUCAAAAUAAUUCCCAUAACGAUAGUAAUGGUCUACAAGAUAGAAAAACUCUGGGCAGGAACCCCUUCCACAAUAACGACCAACCACAAAAGACCAACCUCAAAAGGGCAAACCCUGUAGACAAAUUACAUAACCUGCCACAAAAUACCAAAAUGCUACUUUCGCUCCCAGUAAACUUCAUGCAGGGAGACUUUAUAUGCGAAACCACAAAUUUGGAUAAUUAAAUAUCCAUAACAGGCGGUUUAUACAAGGCAAACGCAGGAUCCGCCUAUUUCGAAGUCUGCAAUAAGAUCCAGAUCCAAACACUUUACCUCGAGGAACCGUUACAGGCAGAAGAGUUCUCUUCACGAACCCACCAAUAUUUAAACUGCAUGUCCACGGCAACAGAUACAGAACGACCGGACGACCAACGAUUAAACAUUCAGACGGAACACCUCAACAGCGAGGAGAAACAACACAUACUCAAACUAUGCAAGUCAUUCAAAAGACUUUUCCACAACGAAAAUAACUAACUAACGUUCUCUAACGCCGUCAAACACUCUAUACCAACAACAGAUAAUAUACCGAUUCACACAAAAUCUUAUCGUUACCCAUUUGUACAUAAUGACGAAGUUCGAAAGCAAAUUUCAAAAAUGCCAUAUGGCAGUCGUACAUAUAGACAUAUAUUUUAUUAACAAUACUUGUAACCUCACAAUUUUCGAUAAAUUCACCAAGCUAGCGCAAGCUUACCCCCUUAGCAAUAGGAAUUCAAUAAAAGUCGCCGAUGCCCAUUCAUAAGUCACUAUGGCGCACCACAGAAAAUAAUCUUCGACCAGGGCGCGGAAUUUGCGGGCAGUCUAUUCAACGACCUCUUAACUCAAUUCCAAAUAACAGCUCAAACAACUUAAUUCCAACAAUCUACGGAAAUGCUUCUGUCGAGAGACUGCACUCCACCUUAACCGAACUAUACAGGAUAAUCAUGAACAAAAGAAAAGAAGCACGCCUAGAACGCGAUCAUGUCCAAAUACUCUCAGAAGCAAUAGCAACUUAUAACAAUGCAAUACACUCCAGCACUUCCUAUACCCCUUUCGAGCUCUUCCACGGAAGAACUCACAUAAUCAACAAAACAAUAACAUUUGACAAUCACCACAAUUACCUUAAGAAAUUAAACGAAUUUAGAAAAGACAUAUACCCAAAAGUACAGGAACAUUUAAACGCGACCACAGAAAGAAGACUGGCUAAAUUAAACGAGGACAGAGAGACACCAAUCCAAGUCGAGCCUAAUGAUAAAAUAUUUAGAAAAGAAAACCGUAGAAACAAGAUUUUCACAACACAAAGUAGAUAGAUGCCUUUGUAUCACUCUCCUAACAACUAAAGGUCAAAAGUUACACAAACAAAAAAUUAGGAAAACAGUUAAGAAAACAGUGGAAGAAACAUAAGAUAGACAAGCACUAUUCAAUAAUUUGAAAAGGCACAAACAUUUUUCUUUAACAAACUUAGGGAAGUCAGAUAUAACACAUAUUCAUUAUAAAAUAGGAUAAACUACAAUAUAUGGUAGACACUGUCUGAUAAUGUAAACAAAGUAAACUGUUAGGAGGAGUUAACAUGCCCCUCUCCCCGGCCACAGGGAAACAACAUCGACCCGGCAACAAAUCCAGAGCCGAGGAGUUUUAACGAAGAUCGCCAACACGAACUCAGCCGAAGAGGCAUUUUGCCUAAGCAUACAACUUUUGGUAAUAAAGAGACUCUCUCGUUUCAUACCCCGAACUACACAGUUGUUCAAAUUCAAUUCA